Messenger RNA from Carcharodon carcharias (great white shark), 1535 nucleotides. Its product is annotated as interleukin-5 receptor subunit alpha-like. The record is from RefSeq and is a predicted model, not a curated record. The coding region runs from base 260 to 1516 and encodes 418 amino acids. Lineage: Eukaryota; Metazoa; Chordata; Chondrichthyes; Lamniformes; Lamnidae. The transcript has 11 exons. Gene Ontology annotation, molecular function: cytokine receptor activity; protein binding. Gene Ontology annotation, biological process: cytokine-mediated signaling pathway. Gene Ontology annotation, cellular component: membrane; external side of plasma membrane.
UUCAGCAGUAGGAGGCAGAUAUAGAGGGACUUCUCUCGAAUAGCUGCUUUCACACUGCACUGCACAGCAACAAGAAAACAUCUGGAGGAAAAGCUGCUUGUUGUUCCGACAAAGAAGCUCCCACUUGUUCCUGGGGUUGAUCUCAGAAAGGAAGGGGACAAUUUGCUUCUCUCUCCUCAUUUUUGAUUGGAUAUGGCACAGGGAACUUUACUAUCUGGCAUAUGAGCAUAUUUCAGAGUAAGCAGUAUUUCUGCUGAAGAUGUCCACUAUGUUCCUAUUGGCACCUUGCCUUGCAAUCUCCUUUGUUUUGCCAAUUAUGCCAAGCAAUGGAAGCCAAGAGUUCCAAGCAAACAUAACUGAACUUAAUCCACCGACCAACAUCACAGUUACAAAUAGACAGCUCGGAGAGCUGACAUUUACUUGGAAUGACAACCUCAGUGAAGGCAUAAAGAAUCAGAGCAAAGUUAGAUAUCGAUUCGAGUUUAAGUACUCUGAUCUUGAUUCUUGGCAAGAAGAUUCCAGGCUUCUGUCCCCAGAAUAUGUGAAAACAUUUGAAUUACACAGGGGUGUUUCUGUACGAAUUCAAAAUGUGCUUCUGGAUAACCACCAAAAUCAAAAAAUGAAAAGUGACUGGACUGUAAAGGAUAUCCAAUCACCACCAGACGAUCCAGAAACAUUGAUUUCCAACUUCUCAUGUAUUGUGUAUAAUCAUUCAUCCAUGAAUUGCACAUGGCGAAAAGGCAGGAAAGCACCAACUGACACCCAAUAUACAAUGUAUUACAGACAGGAAGAGACCACCAGGAAGUGUACUCAUUAUUUUACAGAUGUGCAUGGGAGACAGGGCUGUCAUGUUGAUCAAGGCAGAGUUUAUGUCGAGGAGAAUAUUCUAAUAUGUAUCAAUGGAUCAAGUGAUUCCAGCACAAUUCCAUCGUAUUAUACAGAAUUUGACCCAUGGGAUUAUGAGAUGUACAACCCACCAGUAAAUCUUACGGUUUUACCAAACCUGACUGUGAAAUGGGACAAGCCUUCAGGUUAUGAUGUUAACCCCGAGUGUUUUCAGUUUCAGCUGAAAGUCACAGACAUGGAUGAGGGUAGGACUGAGUUUUCAACUACCACUGAUGAAUCAAAGUAUGUUCUUGUAAACAUCAACCCAACAAAACGUUACUCAGUGAAAGUAAGGAUGAAAUUAAAACAUUGCCAAGGGAAUAAGAUCUGGAGUGACUGGAGCAAUGAGGGUUUUAUAGGACCUAUCCAUUUGUUUAAUGUGCAUCAGAUGCUACUUAUAGUGGCCAUGUUUACAAUGGCAGCAGGGCUUCUUCUACUGUUUGCAUUCAGAAGGUGCAAAGUGUUGGAAACUGUAUUCAAACCAAUCCCCGAUCCUCAAAAGAAGUUCAAAACAUUGUUUGAGGAAUACAACGGUGAUUUCCAGAAUUGGAUCAACUAUCAGAUACCAAUCUCAAAAGCUGACGAGUGCCAUCCAGUUGUCAUUGAAGAAAACCCCAAGGCUGAAGCAUGAAUGAAGAAAAUUUCAUCAC